UGCUAUCAAUGACGACCAAAGGAAAACAAUCAUUAUUUCACUUACAAAGUAAAUAGUUUCUCUCGAAAAUAUUUAGUCCAAACUGUUUCUGUAAUUAAAUUGUAUGUAAAUUGUUUGUGCAAAACACUCCAGCAUGUACACGCUUCUAAGUGGAUUCUAUAAAUACCUCACACAAAAGGAUGAAUAUUGCAUACUGAUCCUGGGACUGGACAAUGCUGGCAAAACGACCUAUCUGGAGGCAGCGAAGACCAAAUUCACCAAAAACUACCGUGGCAUGAAUCCCAGUAAAAUUACCACCACCGUCGGAUUGAACAUCGGACAGAUCGACAUUCAGGGCAUUCGGAUGAGCUUUUGGGACCUGGGAGGGCAACAGGAGCUGCAAUCCCUGUGGGACAAGUAUUACUCCGAGUCGCAUGCCGUUAUCUACGUUGUGGACUCAAACGAUCGCGACCGGAUGCACGAAUCGAAAGAGGUCUUCGAUAGGAUGAUAGCCAACGAGUACCUGUCCAGUGUGCCGCUGCUUGUGCUGGCCAAUAAGCAGGACCUGCCGGACUGUAUGGGCGUACGGGAAAUUAAGCCGGUGUUCCAGGAAGCGGGACACUUGAUCGGCAGGAGGGAUUGUCUGGUGAUGCCCGUUUCGGCGUUGACCGGAGAGGGGGUCGACGAAGGCAUCAAAUGGCUGGUGGAAUCAAUCAAACGUAAUUCCUUCGCCCGUCCACCGAAGACGGAGGACACAUGAUAAGUGCAUCGACUUCAAGGUUCGCGUGUGCAAUUUUUCGUUUAAUAAUCGUGUUAAUUUCACGGAAUUUAUUCCAAUUCAUGUAUGACGCCGUAAAAGACAAAAAAAGGUGUUCAAAUGCAA
Molecule: messenger RNA, 862 nt
Organism: Aedes aegypti (yellow fever mosquito)
Lineage: Eukaryota; Metazoa; Arthropoda; Insecta; Diptera; Culicidae
Gene: Arfrp1
Product: ADP-ribosylation factor-related protein 1
Exons: 3
Coding region: 134-739 (201 amino acids)
Biological process (GO): Golgi to plasma membrane protein transport; protein localization to organelle; intracellular protein transport
Cellular component (GO): Golgi apparatus
Molecular function (GO): GTP binding; GTPase activity
Source: RefSeq, a predicted model, not a curated record